Molecule: messenger RNA, 1535 nt
Organism: Selaginella moellendorffii
Lineage: Eukaryota; Viridiplantae; Streptophyta; Lycopodiopsida; Selaginellales; Selaginellaceae
Product: COBRA-like protein 1
Exons: 6
Coding region: 115-1470 (451 amino acids)
Biological process (GO): cellulose microfibril organization; plant-type cell wall cellulose biosynthetic process
Cellular component (GO): plasma membrane
Source: RefSeq, a predicted model, not a curated record
UAUAGCACUGCCAAAGAAAAAUAGAGGGAGAGAGUAGCGGGAGUUGCAUGGAGAUGGCGCGCUCCUCCCAUUUUUCACCGAUUCUUCGCCGCAGGAUCGCGCAUUGUCUGGUGGAUGGGAUCCAGGCUUGGAAUUUCGGCGCCCGCCUUGCUCGCCGCGCUGAUCCUCUUGUGUGAUCGAGUCCAAGCAUUCGAUCCUCUCGAUCCGGAAGGAAAUAUCACUCUGAAAUGGGAUAUCAUCAGCUGGACAUCAGAUGGAUACCAGGCUCUAGUAUCGAUCAUAAACUACCAGCGCUAUCGCCACAUAGAAUCGCCGGGAUGGACUCUGGGAUGGACGUGGCAAGGAGGAGAAGUGAUCUGGGGAAUGGUUGGAGCUCAGGCAACGUACCAAGGAGAUUGCUCCAAGUUCCAUGGAACGAUUCCGCACUGCUGCCUUCAAAGCCCGACCAUUGUGGAUUUGCUUCCGGAAGCUCCUGCCAGCAUGAAGUCGGCCAACUGCUGUAGGAAUGGUGUGCUGAGCUCGCUUCUCCAAGACCCGGAGAAUUCAGUGGCGAGCUUUCAGCUCACGGUUGGCCAGUCCAGCAAUGCGAGCGACACAACUUCUCCUCCCAAGAGCUUCCUUCUCGGCGCUCCCGGCCCCGGCUACGAGUGCUCUCCUCCCAGGAGAGUGAACGGGAGCUUGUUCUUCACUCCGGAUCAUCGUCGAGCGACUCAAGCCUUGAUGACUUGGAAUGUUACCUGUAGGUACUCACAGGCCGUGGCUCAGCGAGCACCAUCUUGCUGCGUUUCUUACUCGGCUUUUUACAACGCGACGAUCGUUCCUUGCCCGACUUGUGCGUGCCAGUGCUCCUACAACGCGACACAGCCGAUCCAAAAUGCCCAGCCGAUGUGCAUGCAAAUGAGCUCUGCUUAUAUGAACUCCCCGGGCUAUAGCACGGGCAGGACUAGAGAUCCACCGGAGCUUUACUGCUCCACCGAUAUGUGCCCGGUGAAGAUCCACUGGCACGUAAAGACGAACUACUACGACUACUGGCGAGCCAAGCUCACCAUCAUCAACAGGAGCCUCCGGAAGAACCACACGCAGUGGAACGUCGUCGUCCAGCACCCCAACCUGGACAACCUCACCUCGGCAUUCAGCUUCAACUACAUGAGCUUGCCGCGAGGACGCACUAAUGACACAGCGAUGUUUUGGGGGAUCCGCUUCUACAACGACGAACUCCUCACUGCCGGCCCCGUUGGAAACGUCCAGUCGGAGCUCCUCUUCCAAAAGGAUCCCAGCUUCACUCUCGACAAAGGCUGGGCAUUUCCCCGCAGGGUGUAUUUCAAUGGCGAAGAAUGCGUUUUGCCGCCUCCUCACUCGUAUCCUUUUCUUCCCAGCGCGGCCAUCCAUCGCCAAACUCUCGCUUGGAAAGCUCUCGUCCUCCCAGUUUUGUUAAAUAUGAUAGGAAGGAAUAUUCUAUCUCUUUUUUAAAUAUCUAGCGAGAUUAAAUUAGUUUUCGUUCAUUAACGUUGCUAGUCUCGAGAGCCUUUCAUACA